CAUUUCAAACAUCCGGUGUUCGGUUUUCAAGAUGGAAUAUUGUACUAUUACUUUUCUCUUUAUCGUGUCAGUUCUUAUUCUGACUUUCAUUUGGAACAUUAGAGUUCCAAAGAAAAUGAAGUUGGACGGCGCACACGUUCUUAUAACUGGUGGUUCUAGUGGUAUUGGGAAGGAAAUAGCUAAGCUGGUAAUCAGUCGAGGUGCUAAAGUGACCAUCAUGGCACGCAAUCAGCAAAGACUGGCUGAAGCCAAGGAAGAGAUUGAAAAAUGCAGAAGAGCAGGUUGUACUGAAGCUGUUGUCUGUGUUGUAGCUGAUGUGGCAAAAGAUGCUCAACUUGUGGAAAAAGGCGUUCAUGAGGCUGAAAGUCUAAAUGGACCUGUCCACAUGUUGGUCAAUUGUGCUGGGUUUUCCAUCAGCAGAACUUUUGAUGAUUUGAAACCAGAUGAUUUUAAGAGGCAGAUGGAUGUGAACUAUUUGGGGACUGUCUAUGCCACCAAAGCAGUCAUGCCCUCCAUGAAGACCCUUGGGUGUGGUCGUAUCGUCUUUCUCUCCUCUCAGGCAGGACAGAUCGGGAUGUUCGGGUACACUGGCUACUCUCCUGCUAAGUUUGCCCUUACAGGACUGGCACAAGCUCUUCAAAUGGAGGUAAAACCCUACAACAUCUAUGUGACCUUGUCCUUUCCUCCUGACACUGAAACUCCUGGGUAUGCAGCUGAACUUGAGGGAAAGCCCAAAGAAACUGUCUUGAUAUCGGAGACUUCAGGAAUAUUCCAGCCAGAUGUGGUAGCUAAAACUAUUAUAGAGGACAGCUUGAGCGGCCGUUUUCAGAGCUGGGUGGGGAGCGAUGGCUUCAUGUUAGCUUGUAUGACCUGUGGGAUGUCACCGGUCACGUCAGUGGUGGACGCAAUAUCACAAAUCGGGACUGCAAGUAUUUUCCGAUUGGUGUCCUUGUUCUAUCUCACUCACUUUGAUGGCAUUGUCAGCAAAUGUAAGAAGGCCAGAGACGCUGAGGAGAAAAAGACAUCCUGAUCAGGAAAAAGCCAAAAACAACAAUCUCAACAUAAUUUAUUUACCUGGAAUGAAAAUCAAACUGUUUUUAUGAUAUAUUGGCAUUUAACUUUCGGGUUGUGAAUGAAAAUCAAACUGUUUUUAUGAUAUAUUGGCAUUUAACUUUUGGGUUGAUAGAGAGGAUAUCCAGGGGAAAACAUUCUCUUAACUUAGAAAUUCAUGAUGUAAUGGAUAUCAAAUCAAAGAGUAUAAAUGUUUUCGUCAUAAAUUUGUUUCAUUGUACCAGGUACAUUAUCAAUUUCGAACAACAAAGUUGUCAGUUUGUGUCAUCUUUUGUCAGAAAAAGAUCUCUACCCUAAUUUUUAGUGCCUUUAUGCUGUAUAAUUUUUGACCAAUUAAUAUAACCACUGCUAAAGUCUGAGAAAACAGCCUCUGCAUAUCAUCAUUGUAGAAUUAUUUUGCAAAAAAAAAAGUUUAUCCUGUCAACUUACUUUUUGUCAGGGAGAGAAACAAGGGGAAAUAACUUGUUUGGACAAAUGUGUAUUUUAAUAACUAAUAGAUUUUUGAUAACUAUGUAAUUAUUAUGAGUGUGAUUGUAGUACAUGUAUUGCGAGGUAUCAUAAGUGUGAAUCUACAUCAGUUCAUAUAUAAGGGUAUAUGUAAAUGAGUGAAAAGAAAGAACGAAAGAAAGCAUGACAGAAAUUACUGUACUACUUGCUAAAAAUUAAGCCCAGCAGUGAACACCGAGAAAAUCACCAGACUUAGGAUAGUAUUUAUAUGUAAUUAUAUACGGUAGAUGGUUAGUUGUGGUUCUCCAUCUUAUUCAGGGUCACGGCUGAGUUACUUAUCUUUCCGAGUUCCAAGCACACCUCACUGAAUACUUAAUUGAUAUGAAGAAAAUCAAAUAAUAUUGUAAAAAAAAAAUAUGUGAAAAUAAUGAUGGAAAUUGCCUAACCUUUGGUGGUUUAAUCCAAUAAAUAUGUAGUGAAUGCUAAACAGAGGUCCUUUGUUAUGUAGCAAGAAGUCCUAGUGUCCCAGGAAAAAAAUGUUGUAAA
This is a messenger RNA of Mizuhopecten yessoensis (Yesso scallop), 2064 nucleotides long. RefSeq names its product 3-ketodihydrosphingosine reductase-like. Gene Ontology annotation, biological process: sphingolipid biosynthetic process. The transcript has 10 exons. Gene Ontology annotation, molecular function: 3-dehydrosphinganine reductase activity. NCBI's taxonomy places the organism in Eukaryota, Metazoa, Mollusca, Bivalvia, Pectinida, Pectinidae. The coding region runs from base 32 to 1030 and encodes 332 amino acids. The record is from RefSeq and is a predicted model, not a curated record. Gene Ontology annotation, cellular component: endoplasmic reticulum membrane.